GAGCUUCCAGAGAGUAGAGCUCAGGACGCCGACACGGGCGCGUUUCCCUCCUCGUCAGUCGUCCACGCUCGUCAUCAUUCGUAGGCUCGACUCCGUUCGCAGGCGCGACGGCCGGCUGCACUUCUCCUCGGUUGCACUUAGCUGCACACGCUCCGCACUUCGUUCCGACACGUCGAGCGCGCACGCACAGCACCGGCGGCUAUCGACUCACGUACGCGACCCAGAAAAGCGGACCCAGGACUUGAAGAGAUCGGGAGACAUCGGCAAAGAAAGAGAGCGAAAACACGAUGAGGGAGAUCGUGCAUCUGCAGGCCGGCCAAUGCGGCAAUCAGAUCGGCGCAAAGUUCUGGGAAGUUAUUUCCGAGGAGCACGGCAUCGACCAGUCGGGCAUUUAUCACGGAGACAGCGAUCUGCAGCUCGAGCGAAUCUCCGUAUAUUACAAUGAAGCAUCUGUCGCAACGUCGACAAACGGUGGCAAGUAUGUGCCGCGCGCCAUCUUGCUGGACCUGGAGCCCGGAACGAUGGACGCCGUUCGCUCCGGCGCUUACGGGAAACUCUUUCGACCCGACAAUUUCGUGUUCGGACAGUCCGGUGCUGGCAAUAACUGGGCGAAGGGCCAUUACACCGAGGGUGCCGAGUUGGUGGACUCUGUCCUCGACGUGGUGAGGAAGGAAUGCGAGAACUGCGACUGCCUUCAGGGCUUCCAGCUCACCCACUCGCUGGGAGGUGGUACCGGCUCCGGGAUGGGCACCUUGCUAAUCUCCAAGAUCCGCGAGGAAUACCCCGACCGGAUCAUGAAUACUUACUCGGUGAUGCCAUCGCCAAAAGUGUCCGACACGGUCGUGGAACCUUACAACGCGACGCUGUCGGUGCAUCAAUUAGUGGAGAACACCGACGAGACCUACUGCAUCGAUAACGAGGCCUUGUACGACAUCUGCUUCCGCACAUUGAAGGUUUCCAAUCCGAGCUACGGCGAUCUCAAUCACCUGGUCUCGCUCACCAUGUCCGGAGUGACCACUUGCCUCAGGUUUCCCGGCCAGUUGAACGCCGACUUGCGGAAACUCGCGGUGAACAUGGUGCCUUUCCCACGUUUGCACUUCUUCAUGCCGGGUUUCGCGCCUCUUACGUCCAGGUCCAUGCAACAGUACUCGGCGCUUUCCGUGCCAGAGCUCACCCAGCAGAUGUUCGACGCGAAGAACAUGAUGGCGGCCUGCGAUCCUCGCCAUGGCCGGUACCUCACCGUGGCGGCCGUUUUCCGCGGCAGGAUGUCCAUGAAGGAGGUGGACGAGCAGAUGCUGAGCGUGCAGAACAAGAACAGCUCGUACUUCGUCGAAUGGAUACCGAACAACGUGAAGACUGCGGUCUGCGACAUCCCGCCCAAGGGGCUGAAGAUGUCGUCGACCUUCAUCGGCAACACCACCGCCAUUCAGGAGCUGUUCAAGAGAAUCUCCGAGCAGUUCACGGCGAUGUUCAGAAGGAAGGCCUUCCUGCACUGGUAUACAGGCGAAGGUAUGGACGAGAUGGAGUUCACCGAGGCGGAGUCGAACAUGAACGACCUGGUGUCCGAGUACCAGCAAUACCAGGAAGCCACGGCCGAGGAAGACUUCGAAACGGAGGAGUGUGCCGACGACUUUGAGACUUGCGAGCAGGAAUGAAGUCAACGCGACGCUUCCUCCUUCUGAAUUCAUCUUCAGCUUCUCUAUCCGUCAUCGUAGGAGCUCCCACGAUCGAUCGUGCGCUCUCGAGGAGCAGUCUUUUGAUAUUUUUAUAUACGAUGCGCUUUGUAAUUGAGACGGCGAAUGUAAUACAAGCGUCCGAGAUCGCUUUCCUUUUUCCCUCCUGUUUUUGUGAUACUCGAGUGUUUUUGCAAAGGGUACGUCCAGGUACAGACGAACGAAUUCAGAGGCAACUACAACAAUCGCGAAUGAUCGUAUAAUUAGAAUGCGGCGAGGCUUCUCCGUUUCGUUCACCUCGGAUACGCUUGUAUUACAUUCGGCCUCACUAGUGAUAAUUAUAUGAAUCUUGAUAUGUCGCUUGGAUGAACGUGGCAUGGACUGGAUUGCAAUAAAAAUCCUUGGAAAAUCA
This is a messenger RNA of Harpegnathos saltator (Jerdon's jumping ant), 2085 nucleotides long. RefSeq names its product tubulin beta chain. Bases 288 to 1655 code for a protein of 455 amino acids. Gene Ontology annotation, cellular component: microtubule. NCBI's taxonomy places the organism in Eukaryota, Metazoa, Arthropoda, Insecta, Hymenoptera, Formicidae. Gene Ontology annotation, biological process: microtubule-based process. The transcript is spliced from 5 exons. The record is from RefSeq and is a predicted model, not a curated record. Gene Ontology annotation, molecular function: GTPase activity; GTP binding; structural constituent of cytoskeleton.